UCCUUUUCUUUACAGCGAUCUAAAGCCAGAAAAUAUUCUAUUGGACGACAACUGCCAUGCUAAAAUUGCCGAUUUGGGCUUGUCGGAUUUCAAUGUCUCAGAACACAGAAGAAUUACAGGAUGUAACGGGACCCUCUCUUACAUGGCCCCAGAGGUUAUUCAAGGUGAUCCAUACUUUACCGUGGCUGAUUAUUUCUCACUGGGAAUAAUAGUAUACGAGAUGGCUUUAGUCAUACCCCCAUACUAUUCCCGCCAGAAGACCAAAAAGGAAUUGCUGACAACAAUUCUUACCAAGAAGGUUUAUUAUCCGCUGGAAUUCAACCGUCAUCUCCGUGACCUCAUAGAGAAGCUCUUACAUUUAGACCAAGAAAAACGAAAAGACCUAGUAAAGGACCUCAGAGGGCACCCGUUCUUCAAGAAAAUCAACUGGGCCAAGUUAGAGAAAAGACCAUCACCCCCGGAAAUUCUAUUUGGAUCUGUAAGUAUUUGAAUAAGGGAGGCAUCCAAUCACAUUGGAGGGGGGAGGGGAGAUUUUCACCGGCAGGCACGUCUUCAUCAUCUAAAAUAGAAUUUUCAUAUUUGUCUAUGAUUUUUGUGGUUGCUCUACAAUGGUCUGGAAUCUUGUCCAAGUGAAUUCUGUUUAUUACUGGGGAUGACUAUUGUGUGUCGGGUGCAUAGCGCGUAGGCCUGCUUAUAGCGUAUCCAA
This is a messenger RNA of Rana temporaria (common frog), 706 nucleotides long. RefSeq names its product rhodopsin kinase GRK1-like. The record is from RefSeq and is a predicted model, not a curated record. The coding region runs from base 143 to 490 and encodes 115 amino acids. Gene Ontology annotation, biological process: protein phosphorylation. The transcript has 3 exons. NCBI's taxonomy places the organism in Eukaryota, Metazoa, Chordata, Amphibia, Anura, Ranidae. Gene Ontology annotation, molecular function: protein kinase activity; ATP binding.